Molecule: messenger RNA, 1544 nt
Organism: Marmota flaviventris (yellow-bellied marmot)
Lineage: Eukaryota; Metazoa; Chordata; Mammalia; Rodentia; Sciuridae
Gene: Spib
Product: Spi-B transcription factor
Biological process (GO): cell differentiation; regulation of transcription by RNA polymerase II
Cellular component (GO): nucleus
Molecular function (GO): DNA-binding transcription factor activity, RNA polymerase II-specific; sequence-specific DNA binding
Source: RefSeq, a predicted model, not a curated record
UCCAGCUGCCCGGCACCAACAUGCUCGCCCUGGAGGCUGCACAGCUCGAUGGGCCACACUUCAGCUGUCUGCAGUACCCAGAUGGCGUCUUCUACGACCUGGACAGCUGCAAGCACUCCAGCUACCCCGACUCAGAGGGGGCUUCUGACUCUCUGUGGGGCUGGGCCGAGGCCCCCCCUGUCCCAGCCACCUCCUAUGAAGGCUUUGACCCAGCAAUGGCCACCUAUGGUCAUCCCUCAGCUGCCCAGCUCUGCUAUGGACCCUCAGCCUACAGUCCUGCAGGGAAUCUGGACCCAGCUCCCAGCCUGGAGGCCUCUGGGCCCAGCCUCCCAGCAUACCCCAGCGAGGACUUCACCAGCCAGACUCUGGGCCCCCUGGUGUGUGCCCCGUACCCCAGCCCAGUGCUGUCAGAGGAGGAAGACCUGCUGCUGGACAGUCCUGCCCUUGAAGUCUCAGACAGCGAGUCGGACGAGGUCCUCAUGACUGGCCCUGAAGGAAGGGGAUCCGAGGCAGGGGCCCGCAAGAAGCUGCGCCUGUACCAGUUCCUGCUGGGGCUGCUGACGCGCGGGGACAUGCGCGAGUGCGUGUGGUGGGUGGAGCCGGGCGCCGGCGUCUUCCAGUUCUCCUCGAAGCACAAGGAGCUCCUGGCGCGCCGCUGGGGCCAGCAGAAGGGCAACCGCAAGCGCAUGACUUACCAGAAGCUGGCGCGCGCGCUCCGCAACUACGCCAAGACCGGCGAGAUCCGCAAGGUCAAGCGCAAGCUCACCUACCAGUUCGACAGCGCGCUGCUGCCGGCCGCCCGCCGGGCCUGAGCGCACCGAGCCUCGCCUGUGGAGCCGCUUGGGGACCUCAUGGCUCAGCCAGGACCCCUCCAGAGUCCCUGGGUCACCUUGGCGUCAUGGCACUCUAGGACAUAGGAUCCAUGGAUCCCUACAUUUGGGGUGGGGGCUGCCACAAUCCCUAAGCCCUGCCCAGGGCCCCUCUAGGACUCCCCAGUGUGUUUCUGGGACUCUUUUGUCAUGUACAGGAUCCCCCAGGAUCGUCAUGUUUUGAGUCACAGGACCUAUGGACCACUGUAUUGUGUGUGGCAGGCAGGGGGGUGGGGCAUGGGCAGUGUGUCCAGAAUUCCAAGAACUUCUGGGGGAUUCCCCUUAUGUCUGAGGUCCCCUCCAUCCAGGCCAGUCACCUCUUUGAAGCCCCUUGUGUGUCUGUGAACCUUCAAUCUCAUCAGAUCAUCACACCAGGAGGGGGUGCUUCCAGAAACCUUAAACCCUGGGGUGGGGCGUGGGGUCCCUUUGGGAUCCCCUUCUCAAUUCUGGAUCCCUGUUGUCAGAUCUGAGGUCCCCUGGUUACGUCUAAAGCCCUCUGUGGAACCCUUUAUCUUCCCAGAUCUCUGUCCAUCUAUGGUUCUUGUCACUCUGUACCCCCAGAUCCCUUUGCCGUUUUUGAGAUCCCCUGUUCUAUGGAAUCACUCUACUAUCACUUUUGAGGGGCGGGGGGGGGGAGUCUGGAACUCUCUAAUCACAUCUACAGCCCCUUUGUGA